Molecule: messenger RNA, 1108 nt
Organism: Neoarius graeffei (lesser salmon catfish)
Lineage: Eukaryota; Metazoa; Chordata; Actinopteri; Siluriformes; Ariidae
Gene: abhd10b
Product: abhydrolase domain containing 10, depalmitoylase b
Exons: 5
Coding region: 16-888 (290 amino acids)
Biological process (GO): protein depalmitoylation
Cellular component (GO): mitochondrion
Molecular function (GO): hydrolase activity, hydrolyzing O-glycosyl compounds; palmitoyl-(protein) hydrolase activity
Source: RefSeq, a predicted model, not a curated record
CGCGUGCGGCGCAGUAUGGCAGCCGUAGCAUUAACACACUGCCGAAGAAGAGCGCUUGAGGCUUUGGGUAAUGGAGCAGUUCAUCUUCUCUCCUCUAAAUGUGGCCCGGGAGUCAGACAGAAGUCCAGUACGGUACAGUACAUUUCCCGGCCGGACCUCCCAAAGCUGGCCUACCGCAAAGUGAAAGGGAAGAGUCCCGGCGUGAUGUUCCUGCCUGGCUUUGACUCGAACAUGAAUGGACCAAAAGCAGAAGCUCUAGAGGAUUUCUGCAGGUCUUUAGGUCAUUCAUAUCUGAGAUUUGAUUAUUCUGGUCAUGGAGCUUCAGAAGGCGUUUUCUCAGAAGGAACUAUCGGAAGCUGGAAGAAGGACGUUCUCUUCAUGCUGGAUGAAGUUGCAGAAGGGCCUCAGAUUCUGGUGGGCUCCAGUUUGGGUGGCUGGCUGAUGUUGCUCACUGCUAUCGCUCGCCCUGAGAAGACGAAAGCUCUUGUGGGCAUUUCGACAGUAGCUGAUCACUUUGUCACAGCAUUUAAAUCACUUCCUCUGCAGAAAAGAAAGGAGAUCGAAGACCAGGGCAUGUGGAUGAUCCCGACUAAAAGCAAUGAGAAAGGUGUGUAUACCCUUUCCAUGGACUUCUUGAAGGAGGCAGAGAACCACUGCUUGCUGCACAGCCCCAUCCCCAUCACGUGCCCCGUGCGCCUCAUCCAUGGUCUGAAGGAUGAAGACGUUCCCUGGCACAUCUCCGUGCAGGUUGCAGAGCGCGUCCUGAGCAAUGAUGUUGAUGUCAUCCUGCGGCGCCAUGGGCAGCACCGCAUGGCUGACAAGGAUGACAUCAAGCUCAUGGUUUACACCAUCGAUGACCUCAUUGACAAGCUGACCACCAUGGCGUGACGGCGAGGACGAAAACCGCCAAACAUCCAGAACUUCCAGAGUUUCCUUAGUGCCUUUAUAGUGUUUUUUUUUUCUUUUUUUUUUUUUAAAUGUUUUGGUUUACACUUUAGGUGUCUGAUUUAAAGCUCAUCUCUUUGACAGUAUUGUUCUCCUGGUUCGUUCAUUUUCCGGUGCCUUCUUUACCACAUCCUAUUCACCAAAUAAAUCUUGUUAUAUCCGU